Molecule: messenger RNA, 8434 nt
Organism: Girardinichthys multiradiatus
Lineage: Eukaryota; Metazoa; Chordata; Actinopteri; Cyprinodontiformes; Goodeidae
Gene: myo9bl
Product: unconventional myosin-IXb
Exons: 45
Coding region: 651-7511 (2286 amino acids)
Biological process (GO): intracellular signal transduction
Cellular component (GO): myosin complex
Molecular function (GO): protein binding; microfilament motor activity; GTPase activator activity
Source: RefSeq, a predicted model, not a curated record
CUAACUAACGCCUGGCAGCAACAGGGUGCAUUCAUUGUGCAGAAUCUGCCUUUUUCCUCAAGUUUUUUCAGAGCCCAGACUGCUACUGUUAUUAAAGGCAAGGAGAAAGGAAGUAGCGGCAGGCUAGCUGGUUAGUCGAGUUAUAAUCACUCCGUCUAUUAUGAUAUAGUUGACUUUUCGGUCCUAUUUUUUUUUCUCUUCGAAUUUUUUUGUUUUGUUUGUUUUUAAAUUGAAACGUCAAAAAGGAGGAUGCGGAUAUGGCUUUUUCUCGAGCUGUUUGGUCUUUCAGACCCUGAAACUGUCUCAACAGUGAGCUUUGUCUGAGUCCACCGAUGCUGUUAGCCUGCUUGAAUCAACUCACUCUUGCUUCCUAUCAGAGGAGAAGAAAACCAAGAAACAACUGAAAAAGCAGCGUCGUGAAUUUAGACGAAUAAUCGGUCGGUUCGCGGGGAAUGCUGCUGCUGUGAGGAUUACACCAGGACAAUGAGACAAACAGCAGGAAAAGGCCCGCAGCUGCUCCACAUCUCCGGUUUGUUAGGCUAAAUCAGUGGAGGAAGUGCUUCCUGAAAUAGGGACCUAAGUUAGGUGCUGCGUGGUGAGACAGAGGCAGUGCAUGUGCGGCAUGCUGAGGCCACCCCCCCUGGCUCAGGAUGAGUGUCAGAGAUGGCGCUGCCACCAUGGCAACAAACGCAGGUGGAGGAGGAGGAGGGGGAGGGUGGUCUAACGAUCCCGAUGACCGCAUGUACCUGCUUCAGAUCUACCCACGGCUCGCUGCCCAGUCCUCCACCUGCUGCAACCUUAGCGUGCAGAAGAAUGCAACAACAGCCUCUGUAAUCGCGGAUGCUGCUGCAGCGCUGGGGCUGGACCCCGGCCGUCUGUAUGUUUUGGCAGAGGUGAAGGAAAGCGGCGGGGAGGAGUGGAUACUGGAGGCCGGAGACUUACCCGUACAGAGGGUUCUGCUUUGGCCUCGAAAAGCUCAGGAGCAACACCCUCAGAGCUUUGGCUUUUACUUUUUGCUACAGGAGAGGAACCAUGAUGGCUCCAUCCAUUAUGUUCACCUCCCACCUUUGUCUAAGGAACAAGAGGUACAGCGGCUCGCUGCAAGGGGCUUCCUUCCUCCUCCCCAGGAUGACUUUGCAGACCUCUGCAACCUGCCCAUCCUCAGUGAGGACAGCAUAUUAAACAAUCUACGCACACGAUUUUUCAAGAAAAAAAUCUACACCUAUGCAGGCAGCAUCCUCGUCGCCAUCAACCCGUUCAAGUUUCUGCCCAUCUACAACCCCAAAUACGUCAAGAUGUACGAGAAGCAUCAGCUAGGCAAACUGGAGCCUCAUAUUUUCGCCAUUGCCGAUGUGGCCUACUACGCCAUGCUCAGGAAGAGGGUCAACCAGUGCAUCGUCAUCUCUGGGGAGAGCGGUUCAGGCAAGACCCAAAGCACCAACUUCCUGAUCCACUGUUUGACUGCGCUCAGCCAGAAGGGCUACGCCAGCGGGGUGGAGAGGACCAUCCUGGGAGCUGGACCAGUCCUGGAGGCCUUUGGUAACGCCAAGACGGCCCACAACAACAACUCCAGUCGCUUUGGUAAAUUCAUCCAGGUUAAUUAUCUGGAGAGCGGAGUAGUCCGAGGGGCUGUGGUGGAGAAGUACCUCCUGGAAAAGUCUCGCCUGGUCUCCAGAGAAAAGAACGAGAGGAACUACCACGUGUUUUACUACGUGCUGCUGGGUGCUUCAGAGGAGGAAAGAACAGAGUUUAAAUUGCUGCCGCCUGAAGAGUACUCCUAUCUCAAGCAGGAAAAUUUUAAGAUUGAAGAUGAGGAGGAUUUGCGUCAUGACUUUGAAAGGCUGCAGCAGGCAAUGGAGAUGGUUGGCUUCCUUCCAGCCACAAAAAAACAGAUCUUCACUGUGCUCUCCGCUAUCCUGUAUCUUGGCAACGUGACGUAUAGAAGAAAGUCAUCGGGUCGGGAUGAAGGGUUGGAUGUAGGACCACCUGAAGUCCUGGCAACUCUCUCUGACCUGCUGAAGGUCAAAGAGGAACUGCUGGUUGAGGCGCUGACGAAGAGGAAAACAGUGACCGUCAACGACAAGCUGAUUCUUCCCUACAGCCACUCUGAGGCGAUCACAGCCAGAGACUCCAUGGCCAAGUCUCUUUACGGUGCGUUGUUUGACUGGAUAGUGCUGCGCAUCAACCACGCACUCCUCAACAAGAAAGACAUGGAAGAAUCUGUCCCCUGCUUGUCCAUCGGUGUCCUGGACAUUUUUGGCUUCGAGGAUUUUGAAACCAACAGCUUUGAGCAGUUCUGCAUCAACUAUGCAAACGAGCAGCUGCAGUAUUACUUUAACAAUCACAUUUUUAAUCUGGAGCAGGACGAGUAUCAAUCUGAGGGAAUCACCUGGCACAACAUUGACUACACAGACAACGUGGGCUGCAUCCAUCUCAUCAGCAAGAAGCCCACCGGCCUCUUGUACCUCCUGGAUGAGGAGAGCAACUUUCCGCAUGCAACAGAUAAGACCUUGUUGGCCAAAUUCAAGCAGCAGCACCAGGUCAACAAGUACUUCGUACCCACGCCAGUCAUGGAGCCCGCCUUUGUCAUCCAGCACUUUGCAGGGAAAGUCAAAUAUCACAUCAAGGAUUUCCGGGAGAAGAACACUGACCACAUGCGUCCAGACAUCGUUGCGCUGUUGCGCAGCAGCGACAGAGCUUUCGUACGGCAGCUCAUUGGCAUGGACCCAGUGGCCAUGUUUCGGUGGGGCAUCCUGAGAGCCACCAUCAGGGGCCUGGCUGCUUUCAAUGAGGCGGGUCGCUCCUGGGGUGCGAAAACAGCAGGUGUCAUCCGUCCAGCUUCCAGAACUCCUUUAGGAGAGCUUCAGCGCUCCAAUGCCCCAAUAGAAAGAAUGUAUAAACGAGCUUCUAUGCUCGAUUUCUACUUUGAUCACUCAGAGGAGCGCCCUCUAGAGGCCUUCGAAGACAUCUUUGCUAGCUAUGAGAAUAAGAAAGAAAUGCAUUCAGAGAUCAUCAGCUCCAUAAAGAACUUGCAGCUGGACGGGGAGGACCCUCGCAAGCUGUUGCAAUCCUGGGGUCGCCUCCGCUUCCCACGUCACGUCCUCCAGAAACACAAGAGUGUCAAGCAGAAGCAGCCCAUUCCCAAGAGUUUGCUGGAUUCACACUCCCUGAAGUUCAUUGUGAGUCUGACGCUGCACGAUCGUACUACAAAGUCCCUGCUCCACCUGCACAAGAAGAAGAAGCCGCCCAGCAUCAGUGCUCAGUUCCAGAACUCUCUGACCAAACUCUUGGCAACUCUGAACAAAGCCGAGCCUUUCUUCAUUCGCUGCAUCCGCUCCAAUGCAGAGAAGAAGGAGAUGCAUCUGGACGAGGCCUUGGUGCUUCAGCAGCUGCAUUACACGGGGAUGCUGGAAACUGUUCGCAUCAGGAGGUCAGGCUACCCGGCCAAGUAUACAUUCCAGGAGUUUAUAGAGCAGUUCAGGGUUCUGCUGCCGAAGAACUCCUCCGCUUCGGAAGAAGACAUUGCAGAGCUGCUGAAGACGAAAAUGGGCCUCAACCCAACCACAUACCAGAUUGGCAAGACUAAGGUCUUCUUAAAGGAGCUGGAGCGACAGCAGCUGCAGGACACGCUGCACAAGGAAGUGAUGCGGAAGAUCAUCUUCCUCCAGCGCUGGUUCAGAGCUCGCCUGCAGAGGAACGAGUUCAUAGAAAUAAGAAGAGCAGCCAUCUUGAUCCAGGCUUCAUGGCGUAGGUACUGCAGAGAGGAGCAACGGCAACGGGCAGCAGCUCUGAUCCAAGCUGCGUGGAGAGGACACAGACAGAGAUCUGAGUACCACCGACAGAGACAUGGAGCAACAAAAAUACAAGCUCUAGUCAGAGGACACUCAGCACGCAGGAGGUGUCAGUCCAUUCGUGAGGAGAUCAGAAAGAAAGAGGAGGCCAGGAUAAGAGCAGAAGAAGAGAGGAGGAGGAGGAGGGAAGAGGAGGAAGAGGCUAGGAGAAAAGCAGAAGAUGAAGAGAGAUUGCGAAUAAAAGAAGAGGUGCGGAGAAAGGCGGUGGAGGAAGCAGCAAGAAAAGCCCAGGAAGCCCAGAAGAAAAUUGAGAAAGAGGAGCAAAAACAGGCGAGAGAGCCUCAGACAAGAGAGGAUCCAGAUAUUGAACUGGUCACAGAAGAGAUGCUGGAUGAAACCGUCCCAGGGGAGGAGCAGGGGAAAGAUGAAGAGGUGGAGGAUGAGGAGGAGGAUUUGGAUCCUUGUGGUACAGAGGCUGAGGCUGGACCCCAGCUAGAUGAGGAGGAGGAAGAACCUGGUCUGCCCUCAGAUGAGGUCACCCAAAACGCACUUACAACUAAAUCCCCACCUCAAGGGGAUAAAAAAUCCAGCAUUACCUCCACAAAAUCUCAACAUGCUGAACUAAAGACGCCACAGUCUGGCCUUAACAAGGCCCUUUCAUCUAGGAGCCUAGAGAAGAGGGAGCAAAGGAGACAAAGAGGCCUGGAGCACAGUAAGAGAGAGUCUGAACGAGCCGCUAUAUCCUCCUCAUCAUCAUCAGCCACCAACCGAGAUCAGACAUCCCCGGCGAAGAGCCGAAAUCAGGAGACAUCCAAGCUGAAGGAGCGCUCGGACAGCAAGGAGCUGGACCAGUACACUUUCGUGGCCUGGAAGAUGAAGGACGAGAAAGGAGGAAAGAAGGAGGGGAAAACCUCUCCUCCCUCUGCCGGUCCUGUCCGUCCAUCCACGUUACCCCUGCAGCCUGCUGACUCUGCACAGGACAAAAAUGGUUUCAAGGAAGGUGUCGGGGCUGUGAAUCUGCAACGCCGCUCUGGCGCCAUUAAGGAGAAGCCAGAGAAAUGGAGGGAAAGGAGUAACGGGGAGAACUCUGAGAGCACCUGGUCUCUUCCACUUCACAACCAAGAAGAGAAUAUAAAGAAACCAUUGCUGAGGGAAGCAUCCCAGUCCUCCAUCGACAGUUUGUCUCCAAGUUCUGAAGGAGCCUGGGCGGUUUCUGUCAGAGACCCCUGGGCCAUGGCAGUCAGAGAGGUGACUCCUUCACAAGAAGGUCAUGGUGACACCUCAAGAUCAGGCUCCUUCAGAAAGAGACAUCAAGAGGGUUCUGGGCAUCCAGAGUCAAUGCACUCCAAUGCAACCACACCAGACAGGUCAGGCGGCUUCUUCAGCAAGAUUUUAAAAAAAAGAACCAAAGAGGCCCAGACUCCAGACAACGGAGAGCUGACGUUUGCUCAGAGUCUUAAUGACAAGGCAACACUCGGGGAAGCACCUCCUCACGGCCCCUCGGCGCGUCCCCUUUCUCAGCCGCACGGUGACCGAAUGAAUAAGAGUUUAGGCAGGAACCCUACGAUUAAGAUCAGCCGCGCCACCCGAGUUUCAGAGCAGUGGGACGCCUCGCUGGACCGAGUGAUAACGAACGCCAACGAGCUGCGGAACCUCGACGAGUUUCUUGGCAACCAGGUGAAUGAUUUCCGCUCCAGAGGCAAGUCGCUGUCACCUACAGAGUCCAUCUUUGUCACUGCCACUAUGCAGUUCAGAGAGCACAUCAAAUCUAUGUAUUCUCUCCCAAAUCCUACCAUCGGCUACAAAGCACUGAUGACGGGCUUCAAGAACAAAGUGAUCCACCUCGCCACAGACAAGCAGCAGGAAGAUGUUCAGUUAGUGGUCAACCUGUUCCAGUCGGUGCUGGAUGGUUUUAUCAGAGGAGAGGUGAAGAAGGAGGAAGCUGAGCCCGCCAAGCCUAAAGCCAGAAAGAAAAGGAGGAAAAAAGAUAAAAUCAUGGAGUCCCUGCUGAACCACGGUUUUAUCAACUAUCAGGUCAGCAUCAUGCAGUCGUGUGACCAGUGCAGCUCUUACAUCUGGGGCAUGGAGAAAGCCUACAUGUGCAGCAAUUGUAAAAUGGUAUGCCACAAGAAGUGCCUUAGUAAAAUAGCCAUCAACUGCUCCAGCUUCUGUGCCAAAAAGAAUGACGAAGAGGUCGCCGGACAUCACUUCGGGGUGCGUGUUUGUCAUCUGGUGAGCGAGAAGAACCCAGUGCCAAUGGUGCUGGAGAUCAUGCUGGAGCAUGUGGAGAUGCACGGUCUCUACACAGAGGGCAUCUACCGCAAAUCGGGCGCCGCCAACCGCUUGAAAGAGCUGCACCAGCGUCUGGAGACAGACCCUCAUUUGGUCAGCCUUGAGGAGUAUCCCAUCCACACAGUGACUGGCCUGGUGAAGCAGUGGCUGAGGGAGCUGCCAGACCCACUCAUGACCUUCGCACAUUACAAUGACUUCCUGCAUGCAGUGGAACUGCCGGAGAAGCAGGAGCAGCUUCAAGCCAUUUACAAAGUUCUGGAGGAACUCCCCACAGCAAACUUCAACACAUUAGAGCGGCUCAUCUUCCACCUUGUCAGGGUCUCUAAGGAAGAGGCACAUAAUCGCAUGUCCCCCAACUCGUUGGCCAUAGUGUUUGCACCGUGUAUCUUGCGUUGUCCCAACACAGCUGACCCGCUGCUCAGCAUGAAGGACGUUGGAAAAACCACAACGUGUGUGGAGAUGCUCGUCAUUGAGCAGAUCAGGCGCUACAAUGAGAAGAUGGAGGAGAUAGAGCAGCUGGAGUACGCUGAGGCUCUAGCUGUUAACCAGCUGAAACUCAAGAGGAAGAACACACACUGCCGGCAUUUACCUCUCAGGUUCUCAGCUCCUAACAAAGGAGUGGUGAUUCGUGAGAAGGUCAGUUCCGAUCUCAGCGCGGUUCCCGAGAACGAGCCGCUGGACUCGGACACUGAGACCGAGAACAACCUGGUGGAACGCAUCAAGUCCAUCAAACAGGAGAAAGAGGAACUCGCUUUUCGGCUGCCAGAGAUGGAGCAGCCUGGUUCAGACCAGGAAAACCUGGACUCCGAAGCUUCUCUGAGCUCCGAGAGUCUUCUGGAUGAACAGCAGCAGCGCUCGUCCGCGCACAGCUCAGAGCCAGAAGGACACAGUGGCGUCCAGCUGAGAAGACACAGGCCAGUUUUUACAGUUAAACCUUCAGACCUUGCGCAGCAACCUAAAGCUCCCGGUGGACGACCACCUCUGGGAAACCUCACCCCUUCCAGCUCCACCUCUUCUCUGACCAGCUGUGCGUCCACAGCAUCUGAAACCUCCAACACUUCCUUCAGGCAUCCCCUGCAACGCCGUAACCCCAUCAUCCCAGACACAGUAAAACUGCCCCAGGGUAUUGUUCCCCAGCAAGCGGCCACCAGUUCACGUCAGACGUUCCCUCCUACUGAAAAUCGAACGAUUGCGUGCCUCAUCCGGAAACGGGAGCAGCCCGGCCGUCGUAAAGACAGCACCCAGUCUUUGUACCUCGACAACCCAGAAUGUGGCCUGCUGCUGCAUUUCUCCUCCUGUCCUCCCUCUGCUUCCUCCUCUUCCUCCUCCAUUGCCACGGCUACACUCCAGCAAAAGGACAUAGAAACCCCCAAGGGUCACAGACGCUUUUCUGACCCGGACAUACCCUACAUGGAUGACGAUGUCUGACCAGGCCUUAACCCAUGUAUACACUCAGAGGAGACGAAUCGCUGCAGGAAGGAUCUGUAUUUUGAAUGUCUGAGAGUGUACAUUUGUUGCAGACUGAAGUGACAAUGUGAGGAACAGUGGCUGUUAUCAGCAGAAAGUCAUUGAGGCGCUAAAAACAUGUCAAAAGUCUUGUGUCAUCCUGUUCGUCAGUAGAAAUACCUGGACAAGUUGUUUCCAAGCACCUUUUCUAUCAUUUUUAAUAUACUGUUGUUACUGUUGGUAAGUACAGUUUGACUACAGGCUGCAUCUUCUGUAGCCUUGUGUAUUUUUUUUUUAUUAUUUGGGCUGGAAAAAGAAAAUAUUGUUCUAGUCAUUUUUCCAUUCUUUCCCAAUGCUCAGAAUUGCUAGCUAGUGCCUUGAUAACCCAUUUCUCACACCGUAAUACCUAAACAGUGCUAAACGGGGGGGUCUAGAAUAAAGAGGGGACCUUUGUCUCAAUUUUCUGUGUAAUGUAAUGAAAUGGAACAAAACGUGUCCAGAACAAGGACCUAAUCAUGCUUUUACCCGUCGCACAGAAUAACACCACAUAGGAAGUCAUUGCUUUCAGUUUGCAAAGGGAAAUGGGAGCAGCACAAGCCACUUUCACCAAUGGAAAAGAAAGAGAAGAACACGAGCCCGACCACGACGCCAUGCCACAACUUCUCCGAUGUCCCUGAGUCAUGGCCUCCUUGGAAAGACGCAACUUUGCUCAGAUGUGGACACUCCCGAUGCUGAUUGAAAUGAAUACUAAUGUUUCUCUGUGGCUGCUGAAUGAUGUUUGUUAGUUUGUGUGGUUCAUGAGGAAGAUGUUGCUGAUGUGUAACGGAGGGUAUGUUUGGGACUGAAUGUUAAGAGCUGUAAUGGUUAUUAGUAUUAACAUGAAAAUACAUGACAUGAUGCUUGUG